UUCGGCAACCAGAAGGUACAAGUCACUAUCUCAUCAGUAUCUCAAAAAACGGUGGGAAUUGACUCAAAAAAACAGCUUUGUUAUUUUGGAAUUCCUUGUCAAGGACUUGUUAGACUUGUCUUUGCAAUAAUUCUUCUAGAAGACUUCUUCCAAACUUCGUCCGUGCGACUAGCCCACGAGGUCGCUAAAAUAAAGAAGUAGAGAAACAGGCCACGAUUACGUACCACUUGUCCCUCACAGUACCGGCCCUAACCAAUCACAAAGGAUUGUGUUAGUUACCGGCGAUUCUGUCCUCCCAAUUUUCCCAACGAUCGUAAUGAUAAGGGGAAACUGCGGGUGAUUCCCCUCUCCGGCACGCCCGGUAAUCGGCAGCGCACUACCUGACUACCAAGGUAGGAAAGGUGGAAAAGGUAGGAACAUUUGACUGAGCAGAUUGAGGUGUUCGUCCAGGUGUGCAGAGAAAAAGCGGAGUUGACACAAAGCUUGCAAAACAUUGCAGACCACUGCUGACACCGCCUCUCUCUUCCCAUACCCUAUAUAUUCUCCAAUAGAUGAUAGACCUCAGACGCUCUAGGCCAUCACACCAUCGGCGUUCACCUUUCAUAUCCAAUACCAUUAGAUAUCGAAUAUAUUAGCAAACCUCAAAGUCGUCCUUACCAAUCCGUACCAUAAAAAAUUCCGUCAAGAUGAACCGCUUCGAACAACUCGUGAAGGACAUCAAGGACGUCUUGGGGCCGUCGUCGGGAUUGACGUCGGAUGAUGUGGAUGUAGAAGACCUAACGCAUAUCAUGGAACGAUAUAUCUCCGAUAAGAAGGAGUGGUCCAUGUAUGCGAUGGAAGACGGUAGCUUGGGGUACACCCGAAAUCUCGUCGACGAGGGUAACGGCAAAGCGAACCUGCUUGUACUCGUCUGGACUCCUGGAAAGGGUAGCGCCAUCCACGACCACGGAAAUGCUCAUUGCCUGAUGAAGAUCCUCCGCGGCGACCUCACCGAGACUCGAUACGCAUUUCCCAAUGGCGACACCGAAAAACCAAUGGAAGUAAAAUCGGAGCAUGUCCAUAAGGAGAACGCUGUCGCCUACAUGGCAGACGAGCUUGGACUGCACCAGGUGUCCAACCGAGGCAGCGACUACGCUGUCUCCCUACAUCUAUACACUCCUCCCAACGUAGCAAAGAAUGGCUGCUACAUCUUCAACCCCAAGACGGGGGAGAGAACGCACGUGAAAUGUGGUCUAUACUCGUCGCAUGGCAACCGAGUGCAGGCCUAGUUGACUUGUAAGCUAUGACGAGACCAUGAUGGGAUUGGUAUGGAGUUUUGGGUAUUUCUUCUCA
This is a messenger RNA of Annulohypoxylon truncatum, 1332 nucleotides long. Its product is annotated as cysteine dioxygenase type I. Lineage: Eukaryota; Fungi; Ascomycota; Sordariomycetes; Xylariales; Hypoxylaceae. The record is from RefSeq and is a predicted model, not a curated record. The transcript is spliced from 3 exons. Gene Ontology annotation, biological process: L-cysteine catabolic process. Gene Ontology annotation, molecular function: cysteine dioxygenase activity; ferrous iron binding. The coding region runs from base 687 to 1268 and encodes 193 amino acids.